Rana temporaria (common frog) is the source of this 1706-nucleotide messenger RNA. RefSeq names its product opioid growth factor receptor-like. Gene Ontology annotation, molecular function: opioid growth factor receptor activity. NCBI's taxonomy places the organism in Eukaryota, Metazoa, Chordata, Amphibia, Anura, Ranidae. The record is from RefSeq and is a predicted model, not a curated record. The transcript has 9 exons. Gene Ontology annotation, cellular component: membrane. The coding region runs from base 245 to 1507 and encodes 420 amino acids.
CAUAAAAAUAUAAAAGUAAACCUAAAACUGAGCAAAGUAUUGAAGUGAUUUGUGUUUCUAGUUCUCUAUAGACCGUCCCAGGCCAGGAAUGGAAAGUGAAAGGAGCAGAGAGGAGUCCACACCUUCCUGAUCACAGAGCUGCGCAGUGUAGUGACCCUUGUCCUUCCUGAUCACAGACAAGUGUUUUCUUCUACUCUCCACACUUCAGGUUUACCAGCCCUUUUAACCUGGCUGUCGUGAUAGAAUGGAUAGGACCUCUUAUGACUCAACCUGGGAGGAAGAUGAGGAUGAUGACCGUGUGGAGCGAGAAUGGUCUACAAAUAACAUGAAGGUCAUGAAUUAUACACAGGCACCAUUGACAACCAGAAGGCCGCAAAAUGGAAAACACGUAAAAUCCAGAUAUGAGUACGCGUAUAUGUAUUCUUCAGCUGCACGGGAUAUGCAGAACUACAGACAUGGGUACCGGCAUUCAGAUCCCAUUUACCACAUUGACCCGAAAGAAAUGCCCAAUCUACAUUUUUACAGAAAUGAGAUGGCGUUCAAACCUAAUGGUUGUCAAAUUGAAGACUUCCUUAAUGCAGGGAAAGAUGACUAUGACAUGCUAGAGUACAACCAUAACUACAUCCAAUGGCUCUUUCCACUUCAAGAACGUGGUGUUAACCCACAUGCCGCUCCUCUACACAAAAAAGAGAUUCAGGAAAUGAAGAAAGAUAGAAGAGUCACGAGGAAUCUCCUUGAGGCGUAUAAGCUCAUGUUGGGAUUCUACGGUCUGCAUCUAGAAAACGAGGAGACCGGAAAAGUCUGCAGAGCGAGGAAUUGGAAAGAAAGAUAUAUGAAUUUGAACAAUCACACUCACAAUAACCUGCGGAUCACCCGUAUCUUGAAGUGCAUGGGGGAACUGGGGUUUGAACACUUCCAAGCUCCUCUGGUCCAGUUUUUCUUGUGGGAAACCCUGUGCGAAGGCCAAUUAAAGAACAUAAAAAGGAGUGUCUUAGACUAUUUCCUGUUCUCCGUAAAGGACAAGAGAAAACGUCGAGAUUUGGUGCGCUUUGCCUGGAAACGCUACCAACCGCAAAGCAUGUUCGCCUGGGGACCAGUAGACUUGCUAAGAAAUGAUCAAGAAGCGCUGAAGGGACGCAAAAGAGGAAACUGUGACGGCAUCAGGGAAGAAGAUGAGACGAGACCCCAAAAAAUCAAGAAAAUUCAUCAAGAUGAUAAGGAACAUAGGAAUGUAAUGAAUGAGGAGGAAUAUAGGAAUGUAAUGAAUCAGGAGGAAUAUAGCAAUGCAAUUAAUCAGAAGGAACGUAGGAAUGUAAAGACAAGCAGAUGGAUUAGAACAUGGCAAACAUUAAGGAGGAGUCUGAGAAUAAAAAAAAGUCGCAAUGUCCUGAAGGAACGUAGGGAGGUAGAGCCCCUGCAAAAUAAACCAAUUAACACUGAGGAAAACGUAACAUCACAGGGUAAAAAUAGAAAGCGUAGUGGGCGUUUCAGUUGCGUCCUGUUAUAACAUAAAUAAUGAAUGCAUUUUUUUUUGUUGCAUUAGUUAUUGUCUUUUCUAGACUGUUUUUGGAUUUGUUGAUGUGUUCCUUUUGCUGUUUUUGCAGUCACACUGCGAUCCUCUAGUGUUCACAUCAGUGGUGGGGCGCAAACAAACUGACAAAAAAAACAUAAAUCACAGCCACUGUGCCCCCCUUAAAUGCAGCAAA